AUGUCAAGUGGCAGGUUCACUACGUUCAAGCCAUUAUUCAUCGAUUUCUGGCUAUUGAUGUGGGAUGAAACUGCUAUAAAAAUGAAAAUUCGAGCAGCGCUGGAAGAUCCAACUAUAACAAACGAUUUUUUGACGAAGGUUUUAUUGAAAUUAUUGCAGUCAUUCACAAGUGAGGAACGUUUGCGCUCGCAUUCAUUUGAGCAUUCAUCGCUUGGCGAAUGUGCAUAUUGUAACCAAAAUUUUGGUCAAGACUUGCAACGACUUCUAAAUCACUUGGACUCGCAUCAUAACUAUACAAAAACCGCAUUACACUGUCAAAAUUGCCCAAAAUCAUUUCGUUUCAUUUCUGACCUUCAAAAUCACAAAUGCAUAGGUCAAGAUGCAACAAAUCCAAUGCUCCAUGCAACCGAAAAUUUUUUUAGAACAUUUAGUGAAUCGUAUACACCAAUUUUCCAACAAAGUCUACCAAGGAUCUCUUAUCAAUGUCCACUUUGCCCUAAGGUAAAAUGA
Messenger RNA from Dracunculus medinensis (Guinea worm), 510 nucleotides. The record is from the annotation of a GenBank genome assembly. NCBI's taxonomy places the organism in Eukaryota, Metazoa, Nematoda, Chromadorea, Rhabditida, Dracunculidae.